Messenger RNA from Linepithema humile (Argentine ant), 1682 nucleotides. Its product is annotated as BRISC and BRCA1-A complex member 1-like. Gene Ontology annotation, cellular component: nuclear body; BRISC complex; BRCA1-A complex. NCBI's taxonomy places the organism in Eukaryota, Metazoa, Arthropoda, Insecta, Hymenoptera, Formicidae. The record is from RefSeq and is a predicted model, not a curated record. Gene Ontology annotation, biological process: double-strand break repair; mitotic G2 DNA damage checkpoint signaling; positive regulation of DNA repair.
CUCCCGGGUGUAGUUUCUGAACGCAACCAAGCGAGCAAUGUCAUCACGUUACAUUGUUAUGUAUUAUAAUCAAUUGCUGUGACAUAGUUAAGUAUAAUUCAAUUUAGAAUUCCGAUAUUACACGAAAUCUACGUGCGAUGUGAAGUAUCUUGAAUUGUUUCGAAACAUUCUGAGGCAUUCAAUAUUCGAAAGCCGAGUUAUCAUCUCAAACUGCGGCUAGAGAGGUUAGACAACUCACGAAUAUUUAUGUUAUAAAUAUGUCAGACAAGGACGCGAACGAUGAGAUUCAUAUAAUAUCUGAGAAGUUGCAAUCAGCCACGACCAUUAAUACUGCACACAGUAGUGAGCAGCAGCAACAGCAACAGGCGAAGAGCUCGCGAAAAAACAAUAAUAACGACGCGGCGCAUCAUUCCGCGGACGGCAAAAAGGUUUGCACCGCCAGUACCACCGUCGCUACGGAUGACUACAUCUUCGUGAAGAACUUACCCGAGAUCAAUCUGCCUGAAAGGAUACUAUUCGUUAUCGACACGGUGAAAGAACGGCAAUGUACACCCUUCAAGCUUGGGACAGGCGCGACCUACUCGCCGCUGUUCAUGAUAAAACGCGUGGUGGAGAAUUUCCUCGGCGCCAAGUCCACCAUACAGUCUGGACACGAGUACGCGCUAAUGAGCUUGAAUUCGCACGACGCGUCUUGGCUCUGCGACUACACCUCCAAUAUCAAGACUGUGCUUAACCACUUGGAGAAUAUUGUGGAGGAUGUAUCAGAUGAAGAACAGAAGACCUAUGAUCUGGGACAACUCUUCGAGACGAUACACGCGCGGAUUGCGAUUCCAACGAGGAAUCAACCGACGUUUGUUUCACGCGUGAUUCUAAUAUACGGACGAUCGAACUCUAUUCCAAAAUUUCACACUGGACAGAAGUAUUUGGAGAAUUUGACGGAGAAUCCAUAUUUCUUUCUGGAUGUGCUGUUUGUUCACGAACCACUCAGUGAUGACAAUAUGUGCGAGGCGGUAUACGCCGAAAUCGCGGCUCUAGAUACAACGAAUUUUUCUUACAUCUUUGAGGUAGGCAGAAACGCUGCUAAAAUUCACGACAAUAUGGCAAAGUUGCUAGCGCAUCCGCUGCAGCGUCCGCUGCAGAAGGAUGCUUCUUACACUCUUUAUUCAAUGACAGCCACACAGGAAGUGCAUACUAAUGUAUAGUGAUGUGUACAUUUGUUAGGAGGCAACUUAUAUUUAUAUGAAAAAGUCAUUUUGGCAUAAUAUAAUUCCAAGACAAUGUUGUAUUGAUUUGAAAUAGUAAUAUUUUAAAAUCGGUUUUACAUUAUAUAAAUAGGGAGAAAAGUAACUGCAUUAUUGUUACGAUUAUCGUAAAAUAAAUAGAACCAUUUUUGUAUAGAUUUAUAAGUUAGAAAGACUGUCAUAAACAAAUCAAACAUAUGUCUCGAUGCAGGUGAACUCCGAAGUAUCUGAGAUUUUAGAUAUUAAUAUUUAAGAUCUUACUCUUAGAUAUAUUCUAUUACUUUCUCCUUUUUUUCUAACAAAAGCAUUCACGUAAAAUACUCGAAUUAAAAUAAAAACAUGUUAUUUCGGGAUUAUAUGUACUAUUAUAAUCUAUCAUAUGUUUUUACAUUUUGUUACAAUAUAAAGAAUAUAUAUUAUAUCAAAAAAUCAAUAGACUUU